CACCCCCACGACACUCUUCCACCAAGCAUUCGACUCAUCGCUAUCCACUAUGGGAUUCUCUUCCGAGUUCGGGUGUAGAAAGCCAGGCACUUGUCGCCUGCCACGCCCUUUUAUCAUCGCCUACUUGAUUGCGAUUGCGGCGGCCAUCAUCAUUGCUUCCAGGAAGAAAGCUAUUUUGCCUAGCUUUUGGACUUUCUUUCUACAGCCUCAUCACGCGGCGCCCGGAAGGAAAGGGACCGCGAAAACAUACCUCCUUAUUGUCCUCGCCGCUAACUGGUUGUUAAGGCCUUUUACGACUGGAUCAUCCUUUCUAUCGUUCUGGCAUACCUGAUUCAGUUUGCAACAUUCGUUGUUCUGCUUCUUAUCACCCUCGCGGCGGAAAAGGAUGGAGCCGGUGUGCAGGAUUAAGAGGUCUAGGAGGCAUGAAGUGUUAGCUCCCGUUCGAAUUCCUAUACUCUCGCCCCUUGCCCCAUAGCUCUUACCCCUUACCCUACAUAGUACUAGCCAACAAAACCUCUUC
Messenger RNA from Mytilinidion resinicola, 520 nucleotides. RefSeq lists its product as uncharacterized. The record is from RefSeq and is a predicted model, not a curated record. Lineage: Eukaryota; Fungi; Ascomycota; Dothideomycetes; Mytilinidiales; Mytilinidiaceae. The transcript has a single exon. The coding region runs from base 50 to 331 and encodes 93 amino acids.